GCAAGCGGAGGGAGCAAAAUGGCGGACGAAGAUAUUACGCUUGAUGGAAAACCUCUACAAUCGCUCCGAGUUGCGGAUUUAAAAGCCGCACUGGAGCAAAGAAACCUCCCAAAGAGUGGACAGAAAAACACACUCAUUAAGCGACUGAAAGGGGCUCUGAUGCUGGAAAACCUUCAGAAGUCAUCCUCCUCUCACAGUGGGCUGCAGCCCAACUCACAGAUCGGUGAGGAGAUGAGCCAGAAUAGCUUCAUAAAACAGUACCUGGCUAAACAGCAGGAGCUCCUUCACCAGAGACUGGAGAGAGAGGCCCAGCAAGAGGAAGAGGCAGACGAAAGCCCAGCAGUGCAGGAGGAGGAUGAUGACCAGUCGGAGGACAAUGACAGCUCCUCCUAUGUCUCUGACAAGAUGCAUCACUCCAUGCCGCCCAAGCCCUCAAUGACCAGGGCAGAGGCGAAAGGAGGAGGAGAUUUAGUGAUGGUUCAUGGGAUGAUGGCAUGCGGCCCUGACAUGGGUCCCGGUCCUCCCCUCCACCCCCAGGAGUCCCUUGAGGCGCCAGGAGCUAGAAUGCAGCGAGCCACCUUUCACCAAGGACAUAAGGAGCCACCAGCCCCAUCUCCUCCCCGUGCCGUAGCCUCCCUGUCUGUGCGCGUCCUGGGCCAGCCUGACCGCCAGGGGCUGCCCCCUGCCGUAGCGCGAGCCCAGGAGAAGGAAGGCACUGCACCGAGUGAACCAGGAUCAGCUCAUCCUGUCCUCCACCUGAGCCGAUCUGCCGGGGUCUCAACAGGAGGUCAGGUCCACGAGGACAGCGAUGAUGAUGACGACGGUGAUGACGAGAGCGAGGAUGACGAGGAUUGGGGGCCUGGUCCUGGCGGGGCACGGAGGGGCAACAGAGUGCCUCCCCAGCAGCAGCAGAUGCCUCCCAGUGUCCCAUCAACAGUUGCCAGGUCCAAACGCAAGCUUCAGCCUCCGCAGCACAUCCCACCACCACAGGUACACCACACACCAAUGCAACUGCGCCACCCCACUCCUCCUCCCUCUCCACCCCCUGACCUGUUUCCCCUACCUGACACUCCCAAACAGAGCCCACCAGACACAGACGACCAGGAGGGAGAAGGGCCUGAGGCUUCACGUGGUCCAAGGGUGCCGCCUUUCCCACCUUCCACCAUGCAGAGGCAAGACUCUGACUCGAGCUCUCGUUCCAGCAGUCCUGAGCCCUCUAUGAAGCGCAGGCCAGGGCCCCUUUCUCUGCUCGUACACAGGAUGGAGUCAGAGGGGGCUUUCCGUGCAGCAGAGGCCACCUCUGCUGUGGAUAUGUCAGGAGAGACAGCACACUCCGCUGCUGGGUUUGCCGGUUCCAGUGAAUCUCCACUGAAAAGAUUGGAGAGAAAGAGGCUACAGGAGAACAGAGAGAUGGAGGAAGAAAGGCGACUGAAGGAGGAGAAAGAGAGGGAACAACACCAGAAGCAGGAGAGAGAAAGAAAGAAGAUACAAGAGCAGGAGAGAGAGAAGAAACGCUUGGAAGAAGAGAAGGAAAAGGAGAGGAAACAACUGGAAGAGGAGGAGAAGCAGCAGCGUGAAAAAGAGGAGCGAGAAAAAGAGAGAAAACGCCAGGAAGAGGAAAAAGAGAGAAAACGCCAGGAAGAGGAAAAAGAAAAAGAGAGAAAACGCCAGGAUGAGGAGAAGAGACGAGAGGAGAAACUGCUAAAGGAGAAGGAGAAGAGACAGGAAACAGCCUACAAAGGCAAGGUGGCUGUGACUGAGGCCCAAGACUCAGGUUCCUCAUCCGAUUCUGACUCCAAAUCAGACUCCUCUUCACACUCAUCACAAUCCUCCUCCUCUUCCGGGGAUAAAAUCGGCCCUGCCACACAGCUGAAGAAGGCAGACCAAGGACAAGAAGCAGAGGAUGAGAAAAAGACUAAAGGGGCAGAGAAACAAUACCUUCCAAAAAGGGAGGUGUCUGAGCCCAGUGCAGCCGCCGUGACUGAGGUGGAACCAGAUUCUGAGAGCUCCAUGGCCCAGCAGCCGCCCUCUGGGGCUGAGCCAGAGAACAGCGAGGGCCGCCUGGAGGAGAGCACCACUCCUAAGGCUUUUGCUGCUCGCAAGAUAUCCUUGACCAGCAGUAAGACGUCUCCGGCAGCCACAGAUGGAGCAGCAGGUGAGGCCGAGACGGGAACUGCAGCAGGGAGGAAGAGGCGGUGGGGCUCCAGCACAGCAGUCACUUCUAAGAAACCAUCCAUCAGCAUCACCACCGACUCACUGAAGUCGUUGAUCCCAGACAUCAAAGUGAACCAGGAGGCAGUGGUGGAGCUGCACCCGGAGGAGCUGCAAAUGUCCGGGGACGAGGAGAGCCCGGACGCCAGCCGGGGCGACCAGGACAAAGGCCUCAAGAUCCGACGCACCGUCACACAGGUCGUCCCAAGUGACACCCAGGAAAACGGACAGACAAAUGAGGAAGAAGAGGUGGAGAAAACGGAGAAAGAAAAACAACGCAGGACUUCCAGAGACAAAAGGAAUAACAGCGUUUCUGAGGAAGCCUCAGAAACGCAGACAUCUGCCAAGCUCGAAGGAGAGGCAAAGAAAGUUACCCCCAGCGACAGUCUGGUGCGUCGCUCCAUAAGUCAACAGAAGUCCGGCGUGUCCGUCACCAUCGAUGACCCCGUCCGCGCAGCCAGGCAGCCCUCGCCGCCUCACGGCAAACUCUCAAAUAUCAUCCAUGUGACCAACCUGGUGCGGCCCUUCACCCUGGGCCAACUCAAAGAGCUGCUGAACCGGACGGGCAGCGUGGUGGAAGAGGGCUUCUGGAUCGACAAGAUCAAGUCUCACUGCUUUGUCACAUACGCUACAGCAGAGGAGGCGGUCGCUACCAGAGCUGGCCUCCACGGGGUCAAAUGGCCUCCGAGCAAUCCCAAGGUUCUCAGUGUCGACUUCUGUGAGCAGGACGAGCUGGACGUUCACAAAGGCAUCCUGAAGCCAGAAAAGGAGAAGGUCCACGCUGCCCCGCCAAGUGGUCCACAGAACCGGCUGCUCCCUCUGAUGCCUGAGCGAGACAGGGACCGAGAGCGAGAGCGAGAAAGGGAGCCCGAACCUGACCAGGAAUGGGACCGAGGCAUGGGAGGAGUGCGGGAUCUGUGGGCGGAGCGGCAGAGAGAGAUGGAGCGUCGGGAACGAGCCCGUGGCGAGCGGGAAUGGGACCGGGAUAAGGUCCGGGAAUUUGCGAGGCCGGGAGACGACGGACAACGCUCUCGUUCCAGAGACAGAGAGAGGAGGAGGAGGGAGAGGGCCAAGAGCAAGGAGAGGAAGACGGAUAAGAAGGAGAAAGGAGAUGAGCCUCCAGUAAAACUGCUAGAUGACUUAUUCCUGAAGACCAAAGCGGCUCCGUGUAUAUACUGGCUUCCCCUCUCCGAGGAGCAGGCGGCGCAGAGGCUUCUGGAACGCACAGAGCGGCAAAAGGAGCGCGAGCGAAGGCGCAAGGAGCGGCAAGAGGAGGAGGAGAAGAAGCGUGAGGAGGAGAAGAAAGAGAGGCUGAAGGGUCGGGAGAAGGAAGGCAGCGCGGUGGCGAGCGGCGGAGCAGCCGGGCGUGGAGCUGACCGAGACAGAGAGAGGGAGCGCGGCCGAGACAGAGAGGCGGACAAGAAGAGGGACGACAGCCACCGACCCAGACGACCCUCUGUAGGAGCCGGCAGCGGACGCCGCUCUCGUAGCCGUAGCAACCCCAGGGAUAGACGUCGCUGAAGACCGAGUGGCUGCAGGGAAAGCUGAAGAGAGAGAGAGAGAGAGAGGGGGACGCGUGUAGCUGGGGACACUGCAGACAGGAAGUCGUGGGAGGGAAUCGUUUCCACUUGGAGAUACAGUUCUCUUUUUUUCUCAAGUUCAGGACUUGUGUCUGCUCCUCGCUACCUGCCCCGCCGUGCUUUUAAUUCGUCCACUUUGACGCCAGCGUUGUCUUCCACACACUUCUACCAUUUCUCCCGUUCUCCCCUCCCCCCCCCCCCUCCCCACACACACACACACACACACCUCGUUCGUGUCGAUUUACACAGAAAAUGUUGAUUUACAUGUUAAUAGUGAAACGACAGUUGGUCUAGCUCCUAUCCCCACUCUUCUGUUCUGUCUUCCGGCUCUCCCUCUGUAGAGAGCAGCGUUCCUCCUCCUCUUCUUCAUGUUGUGCUUUUAAAGAAACGAAGCAGAGAGGACGGUGGUUUUUUUCUUUUUUGGCUCGCCUCAGCAUUUUGUCCCACUGAGGUUUGGGAGCCCGCCUCUUUAUUUUAGUUCUGCGGGUGCACAGUUCCUUCCUCCUCAGAGCCCUGUAAUAAAACCAGUCUAAAAUAGAUCCCCGACCUUCAAAUAUUUUAUAGGAUCAGUUCUACUCUUCAGCACUGAGGUUAUUUUUCUUUUUCUAAAUACGACUAAAUUUGACUUUGUCAAAAUUAGGAUUUUUUGUUUUUGUUUAAAGUUUUAGGAAUCAUGUUAAUUUCUUUUCAGCCUUGGAGGGUUGUUGUGUGUUACAGCAGGUGACGUUUGUGCGAGUAAUAACCUUCAUCUCCCACGAAGAUGCAACUGGUACUGAAGUCUCAACACUGUAACCUAGAAAAGUGUGCGAUAGGAAGAGAUGUUAUGUGUUGUGGUGAUGCAGGAGACACGCCCCAGUUUGUCUUUAGUGGAUGUGUUUGGAGUGGAGAAGGGGAAGAUAUAAAAUUCUUGUCACGUCAUUUAUUCUGUAAUAAUUACAGGAAGUUGAUCCUCCCUGUAUUGAAAAUCCCUCCUGACCCUUCAAUCAUAUAUAUAUUUAAAGAGGAGCUACAAAUAGCAAGUUUACCUUCUCAUAGUGUAAUGGUUACAAUUUUAAUAUUUUUAAUUUUAUGUUUUUAGUUCUAAACAGUAAGAUUGUUGCUAUUUUUUUCUCCCCCUCCCUUCAAGUGCUGAAUGUACUGAGAAUUUAAAAGAAUUAAAUAAAUUUAAAUUGGU
Molecule: messenger RNA, 4965 nt
Organism: Cottoperca gobio
Lineage: Eukaryota; Metazoa; Chordata; Actinopteri; Perciformes; Bovichtidae
Gene: acin1b
Product: apoptotic chromatin condensation inducer 1b
Biological process (GO): RNA splicing
Cellular component (GO): precatalytic spliceosome; ASAP complex
Molecular function (GO): RNA binding
Source: RefSeq, a predicted model, not a curated record